Messenger RNA from Capsicum annuum, 717 nucleotides. Its product is annotated as acid phosphatase 1. The record is from RefSeq and is a predicted model, not a curated record. The transcript has 3 exons. The coding region runs from base 1 to 717 and encodes 238 amino acids. Lineage: Eukaryota; Viridiplantae; Streptophyta; Magnoliopsida; Solanales; Solanaceae.
AUGAAGGACAUUUUCUUCCUCCUCUUUAUAGCCCUAGGAGCAGCCGUGGCAUCCGCCACUCAAAUCAACUGCUUGAGUUGGCGUCUGGCUGUUGAGACUAACAACAUCCCUGACUGGAAAACUGUGCCCCUUCAGUGCAAAAGCUACGUAAGUGAGUACAUGACUGGCCAACAAUACCGCGACGACUGUAACGCUGUGGUUGACGCUGCAAUCGAGUAUGCAAAGACCCUUAACGUUUCCAAAGAUGGAAAGGACCUUUGGGUGUUUAAUAUUGAUGAAACCACCCUCUCUAACGUUCCUUAUUAUGCUCGCCCUACGGUUGGCUUUGGGGCAACAAAGCCUAACGUGCUGAAGUUUGAAUCAUGGAUUAAAGAAGGAAAAUCACCAGCAGUGCCUGGCGCUCUACGCUUGUACCAAACGUUAUUAGGUUUGGGUAUCGAACCGAUAUUUAUAACGGACACAAAAGAAGAAUUUAAACAAGUGAGAAUGGACAACCUAAAGAAAGUUGGCUACCAUUCAUGGUUCAAGUUCAUUUGCAAGGGAAAAAAUGAUAGUUCAAUAUACUCAGAGCAUUCAGGCAAUUGGAAAACUCAGAAAAGGGCGGAGUUGGUGAAAGCUGGAUAUAGACUCGUUGGCAACUUAGGGGGCUGGGGUGAUAUUAUUAUAGAUUUUUUGAUGCGCACUUACAAAAUGCCAAAUCCCAUGUACUAUUUUUAA